AUGAAAGUGCGUUAAAAAAACUCAUACUUUAAGUAGUUAUACUUUUUUCAAAAGUCAACAAAUCAAAAUAUAUUAAUAGUAAAUCUUAUCUACUAUUAUGAUAUUAGAAUGAAUUAAAUCAAAUUAUUUAUUUCAGGAAAGGAGGUAAUUCUUGAAAGUAGAAAUAUUGAGUGGUAGCAGUUUUUCUUAAGUAUUGCACGAGUUUGUGUCAUAUAGAAUUAUGUUUAAUAAUUACAAGACUAUAAUUAGAAUUUAUUCGAUUCUGGUAAAAAAAUGUACUAUUUCAUUAAAAUGUACACCUUCAAUAAGCUUUAUUAAAUAUGGUAUAGAGUAAUACAAUCGUAAUAGACAUUCAGGUAAUUUAAUAAAUUCAAAAUGAUACAAAUGUUUCUCAAUCAUAUAAUAGAUAUUCAGAAUUUAGGGAAUACGGGGGAUUCUGAAUAAUAGAAUGGAUAUAGGAAACUGUUACUCCUUAUUAGAAUGCUAUGUAGUUUCGGAAAUGGUAUUGGUUUCUUUUAACAAAGAAUCUAUUAGAUUUGA
This is a messenger RNA of Paramecium octaurelia, 540 nucleotides long. The record is from the annotation of a GenBank genome assembly. Lineage: Eukaryota; Ciliophora; Oligohymenophorea; Peniculida; Parameciidae.